Girardinichthys multiradiatus is the source of this 887-nucleotide messenger RNA. It is a transcript of the gene gins3, whose product is annotated as GINS complex subunit 3. Gene Ontology annotation, biological process: mitotic DNA replication initiation. Bases 121 to 756 code for a protein of 211 amino acids. Gene Ontology annotation, cellular component: GINS complex. The transcript has 3 exons. The record is from RefSeq and is a predicted model, not a curated record. NCBI's taxonomy places the organism in Eukaryota, Metazoa, Chordata, Actinopteri, Cyprinodontiformes, Goodeidae.
GGUUCUCUUGUUUUGGCGCCACGAACAAGGAAGUAUAGUGGGGUCGCUGUAAGAAGAGGGGAGAAUUUCAUUGUUUUUUUAUUCCGUAAACCGUUAAAUUUGGGUGUCACGUUUACACUCAUGGACACACAAUCUUAUUUUCCUGUUGCUCCUGGUGUGCGGAUGGAGGAGAAUUUUCUGUCUCUCGACGACAUUCUACUCUCCCAGGAGAGGCUCCCUGUCCGGACGGAGUGCGUUUUCCCCCGGCUUGGAUUCCUGGAGAAGUCGAGUGACUCGCAGGACAUUCCGGAGGGUACAAAGAUGGAGCUUCCUCUGUGGCUCUCUAAGGGUCUGUAUGAGAAGAAGAGAAAGGUGCUGUCUGUGGAGCUUCCUAAAGUAUACAAAGAAGGCUGGAGGACCGUAUUCACAGCUGAUCCCAAUGUGGUGGACCUGCAUAAGAUGGGGCCCUACUACUACGGCCUGGGAUCCCAGAUGCUGCAUUUUGACAGUCCAGAAAACCCAGACAUCGCAAAGACAUUGUUGCAGACAUUUAUCGGCCGCUUUAGACGAACAAUGGACUCCUCCCAGAAUGCCUACAAUGAAGACACAUCUGUGCUGGUGGGACGCCUGGACUGCUUGGAGAAGGUUCUGUUCAGGUCUGGUCAGAAUGGCCUGAACGGCUUCCAGAGCUGGGAGAAGGGUCAGGCCUCGCAGCUCACUGCCUCCAGCCUGGUUCUCAACUACCGUAAGAGGAAGCUUGUCGAUGUUCAGGCCUGACCUUGGCCUGGUCAUGUCAGAGCAACAGACUCUUGGGAGCAGAUUUACCUUGGACCACUUCCUUAUCUACAUCUGACCCUAUAAAGUCAGAGGGACACCCUGGCUGAAAUAAAACACAUAUUUGUAUUUUA